AUGGUCUCGACGUCGAGUGUAGUCGGCGCCGCCACCGCGCAAGGUCUGGCGGUCUGCCUUGCUGUCCUCGGACUACCAACAUGGACGGCCCUCGGCGCUCUAGAAGACCGUCACCCUGCCAACCUCGGCAUCGUCACGGGCGUCGUCGUCAUGCUCAUGCUCGUACUGCAUGUCCUGUACCCGCUCCUCUCGCCCCAGGCGAGCCUUCGCCGUGCUGGCGCGAGCGUUGCGAUCACGAUCGCAGCCAUCGCGCUCUUUCACGUGGUCCUCAUCUUUUUCGGGGCACCCGUCCUCGACCUCAUAGAUCGAACACUCAUGCUUGCUACGUUGCUUGCGUUCCUCUGCGUCCUGCCUUUGACGACCGCUGUCGGCCUCGCCUCGUUCGACUCGUACGUCGAGACAGUGUUGCACCAACGGUGGCGCUCCCACGAUGAGCAGCAAGCGACGUGCACCUUUCUGGGCACGCUCUUUGGCGCCUACAUCGGAGCGCUCCUCCUUCCGUUGGAUUGGGACCGACCGUGGCAGCAAUGGCCGCUGCCCUGCGUGUACGGAGGUGUGUACGGCCACACCCUCGGGCUACUCGUCUCGACCCUCUGGCACGUGGCCACAUCCUCGCAUGGCAUUCACAAGCGAUACGACUAA
Saprolegnia diclina VS20 is the source of this 642-nucleotide messenger RNA. RefSeq lists its product as hypothetical. The record is from RefSeq and is a predicted model, not a curated record. Lineage: Eukaryota; Oomycota; Saprolegniomycetes; Saprolegniales; Saprolegniaceae. Gene Ontology annotation, biological process: GPI anchor biosynthetic process. Gene Ontology annotation, cellular component: endoplasmic reticulum membrane. The coding region runs from base 1 to 642 and encodes 213 amino acids. The transcript has 6 exons.